Molecule: messenger RNA, 1068 nt
Organism: Cydia pomonella (codling moth)
Lineage: Eukaryota; Metazoa; Arthropoda; Insecta; Lepidoptera; Tortricidae
Product: KRAB-A domain-containing protein 2-like
Biological process (GO): DNA integration
Molecular function (GO): nucleic acid binding
Source: RefSeq, a predicted model, not a curated record
AUGAGUGAGCACGAGAGAAAAGAAAGAUUUCUACAGCGAAUUUUAACAAUUGAAGACAUGAAAGAUACACAUGUUAAUGUUAUGCCAAAACGAGACUUUGAAAAAUUCACAAUGGAUGUGGAGGACGCAAAAUUCGAAGAAAAGAAAUCACCGAUACAAUAUAGUAGGCUUAAACGCUUUAAUGUCAUUGAAGUCUGUGGUAUAAAAAAGUUAUUCACAAAUACAGAGCCGUUCAAAUAUUUUUUACCGGCUGAAGAAAUCUACGAUAUAAUUGAUGCAGCACAUAUUUCUAUUGGACACGGUGGUCGCGAUAGACUUAAAAAUGAAAGCAAAAAAUACGCUAAUAUUACAAAAGAGAUGAUUACCAUAUAUUUAUCUAUGUGUGAGGUAUGUCAAAGGAAGAAGAGUAAGAAAAUGAGGGGUUUAGUAUCGAUACCAAUUCUGCACACUGAAACCAACAGCCGCUGCCAAGUAGAUCUUAUUGAUAUGCAGUCGCAAGAAGAUCGCGGGCAUAAGUUCAUUAUGGUAUAUCAGGAUCAUUUGACCAAAUUUGUAAUUCUGCGACCACUGACAUCAAAACGAGCUACAGAAGUUGCAUAUCAAUUGAUGGAUAUUUUUUUGACCUUUGGAGCGUCAUGCAUUUUGCAUUCUGACAGUGGAAGAGAAUUUGUGAAUUCAGUUAUCAAAGAAUUAGCAUCAUAUUGGCCGGAGUUGAAACUUGUUACUGGAAAACCACGUCAUAGUCAAAGCCAAAGAUCUGUGGAAAGGGCUAACCAAGAUGUUGAGAAGAUGCUAGCAUCUUGGAUGCACGACAAUAAAAGUACUAACUGGUCUAAUGGUCUCAAAUUUGUUCAAUUCAUGAAAAAUAGAGCAUUUAAUUCAGGGAUAAAGCAGUCUCCGUACCAAGCAAUGUUUGGAACUGAACCUAAAGUGGGACUAACAACAUCGAAGUUUUAGGAUUUUGAAUAAAUGAGACCAUUCUGUUAGUAAGUAUAGUAUAUUCAAUUCAGUUCAAUCAAUAAAAUUAUUUAGCAAAAUUGGUUGAAAAAUAACGGAAUUCUGAACAAA